This is a messenger RNA of Helianthus annuus (common sunflower), 1881 nucleotides long. Its product is annotated as U-box domain-containing protein 30. Gene Ontology annotation, molecular function: ubiquitin protein ligase activity. The transcript has a single exon. The record is from RefSeq and is a predicted model, not a curated record. Bases 428 to 1735 code for a protein of 435 amino acids. Gene Ontology annotation, biological process: protein ubiquitination. Lineage: Eukaryota; Viridiplantae; Streptophyta; Magnoliopsida; Asterales; Asteraceae.
CCCCAAAAGCAGAGUAGACCAAUUCCAAUCUGGUCUCUUUCAGUUUCAUUCAUUUUUUAUUAAUUAGGAAAUCCUCUUUUUCAUUCUUUUAUUUUUCACCCUACUUUAAAAAAGCAUAUAUGGAUCUUUAUGUGCUCUAAUUAUUUUCCCAUUGACUGUUUGUUCUCCAAUUGGGUUCAUCAUUCAAACCUUUUAAAGCUUGAAUACGACGUCAAACACUUUGAUUUUAUCAUUUUUUGUUUCAAUGGUCAUCAGUCUUUUGACCCAACAAACAAAAAAGAGAAAAAUCAGUUAAAGUGAACAACAAGAGUGAUUGUGAAUGAAUUUAUUCAUGCAAUGUGCUCCCAUUGAAGCCUGGUGAGUUGGGUUUAUUAAUUUUUUUUUGUGAAAGUAUAUUUGCAGUCUUGCACACCAAGUGUUUGACAAAAUGCGUCAAAGAAAAGAUGGGGUUGAUGGGCAGGUUUUAGAUCUAGAAACUGCUGUGAAAGAUGGGGUUUUGGGUGGGGGAGUUGGGUUUGGUGGUGGGUUUGCUGAGAAACUGGAUCUGAAUAAGAUGAUUGAAGAAUUGGAUCUGCCUGAUGUCCCAUCUGUGUUCAUUUGUCCAAUUUCACUUGAACCAAUGGAAGACCCUGUUACCCUUUGUACUGGUCAAACGUACGAGCGGUCAAACAUCUUGAAAUGGUUCAGUUUGGGUCGUUUCACUUGCCCCACUACUAUGCAAGAGCUUUGGGAUGAUUCCGUCACACCAAACAAGACCCUUCAUCAGCUGAUUCACACAUGGUUUUCCCAAAAGUACCUGCAAAUGAAGAAGAAAUCAGAAGACGUACAAGGCAAUGCAUCAGAGAUUUUGGAUACCCUUAAGAAGGUUAAAGGUCAAGCGCGUAUUCAAUCGUUGAAAGACCUCCGCCGGAUUGUAACCAAUCAUGCUACCGCGAGAAACGCGGUUGUUGAUAAAGGAGGGGUGACUCUUUUAUCAUCCUUAUUAGGUCCUUACACAUCUCACGCCAUUGGUUCCGAAGUGGUUUCGAUUCUUGUUAAUUUGACGCUCGAUUCGGCUUCACGAUCGAAUCUGAUGCAGCCCGCGAAAGUGUCGUUGAUUAUAGACAUGUUAAACGAAGGCUCUAUCGAAACAAAGAUCAAUUGCACCAAAUUGAUCCAAUCAUUGACGGAACAAGACGAUUGCGAGCAAAUCGUUUCCAGCCACAGUUUGUUGGUCGGUUUAAUGAGGCUGGUUAGAGAUAAACGACACCCGAGUGGACAUUUGCCCGGUUUAACGCUGCUUAAAUCCGUAUGUGCGCAUCAACAAGUGAGAGUGUUAAUCAUUAGCAUAGGAGCUGUCCCUCAAUUGGUCGAAUUACUGCCCGGGAUGAAUCCCGAAUGUUUGGAACUCGCGUUGUUCGUUUUAGAAGCUGUUUCGGCUGUAAAAGAAGGUAAACUAGCAUUAAGCAGUUGUUCAAAUACCAUACCCAAUAUGGUUAGAAUCUUGAUGAGGGUAUCUGAAAGCUGUACGCAGCUUGCGUUAUCGAUUCUGUGGUCUAUUUGCAAGCUUUCGCCUGAAGAGUAUUCGUCGAUCGCUGUUGACGUGGGUCUUGCGGCGAAACUUCUGCUCGUGAUCCAAAGUGGUUGUGAUCCAUUGCUGAAACAGAGAUCAGCUGAGCUGUUGAAGCUUUGCAGCUUGAAUUACACAGAUUCAAUCUUUAUUUCUAAAUGCAAGUUAACAAGAACCAUAAGGUGAAAAGCCUUGAAGCAUGAUUGUAUAUAGUUGGCUUUGUGGAUUACCAAGGGUAAAAAAAUUUAAAAUCACCUUUUUGUUCAUUUUUUUUCCUCUUUCAAAUAUCAUUUCAGUUUUCAAUUUUGGAAUAUAAAUAUAUUUCUUUAGUC